AUGAUGAGCAUAUUGCAGGAUGCUGCCAGCAUUUGUAGAUUUUGUUUAAGUAAUGAAGAUAUUCUACAUCCCGUGGCAAACAUUCUACAUUCAGCACUAACUGUCGAAAGCAUAGAACGGCUCACUGGUGUACAGAUUUUAGAGGCAGCAAACCCCUAUUGCAUGGUUUGUACGGAUUGCCACUGUCAGAUAGAAUCGUUUAACCGGUAUCGUAGCAUUUGCAUAGAUAACGAUGUCCGGUUUAAAGCCUUAUUUCCGAUACUAUUCGACAAUGCGAACAGUGAGGAUUGUGCUACAACUGAUUUGAGCAUAGAAUACGUAUACAACGAUGAAGAAGUUCCGCCCAGUGGGAUCCUCGAUCACAACUACUGCAUUGAUGUGCAGGAAAAGCCAACAGUGGAUGCCCAAGGUGAUCCGGCAGACAUCUAUGUGGUGUGCGAAGAAGUUACGGAACUGAGCGACAACCCCAAAGAUGGUAUGGUGGAGCAAAUAGUUCAAUAUACCGCUCCGGAUAGCGUUCCACAGACCGUAAACAAAGAAACCAACAUUGCAGCAGAGGAUAGUGAUGCAGAUUAUUUGAACCAGGAAGAAAUUUAUGUAACAAUUAAGGAAGAUCUACAAGCGCACGGAUUUUCCACAGUAGAAGAACAACCUUAUCUGGAGGAUAUAAUCGAGCAAAAUCAGGCAAUAGCAUCCAUGACACAAAACAUUGAAAACAGUAAUGUGUCAGACAUGAAACAACUAAAAGCUGACAAACAGAGCGUUGAGAAAAAAACUAACAAAAAGACGUUGUGCUAUAUCUGUGGCAAAUUUGUUUACCACCUACCAGAUCAUAUGCUGGCACAUGCAAAGGGAACACAAGAGUUUCCGUGCGACCGUUGCUCGUUCGUGUCAUCGCGCAAAUCGAACCUAAAACUGCACAUCGAAAAUGUACAUUUGAAAAAGGUCGUACGACGAUGUGAUAAAUGUGAUCGAAACUUUACCUACGUAGAUUCGUACUAUGCGCACAUGCGCGCAAAACAUAACUUCGGAGAGCUGCUUGAGUGUAAAACAUGUUCCAAGAAGUUUCGCCAUCGAAGUGGCUUAAAUGGUCAUAUCAAUCGGAAACACAACAGUAACAGCAACUGCACGUGUUCGGUGUGUGGCUUCGUUGCUCAAGACAAGAUUGGAUUGAAGGAUCAUAGCAGAGUCCAUUCCACCGAAAGGCCAUUCGUUUGCAACUACUGCCCGAAAGCAUUCAAAAGCCCGUACGCCCGUAGAGCACAUCAAUACAUACACGAGGGUGUUGUUUUCCCAUGCCCUGUGUGUGACAAGUCCUAUCGAUAUAAAUCGCAGCAAAUAGAUCACACGCGAAAGGUGCACGGUCGGCAAAAUAAGCAAAUGGUAGAAAAUACGAGCUAACCGUGU
Messenger RNA from Anopheles maculipalpis, 1407 nucleotides. Its product is annotated as zinc finger protein 616-like. Bases 1 to 1401 code for a protein of 466 amino acids. Gene Ontology annotation, biological process: regulation of transcription by RNA polymerase II. The record is from RefSeq and is a predicted model, not a curated record. Gene Ontology annotation, molecular function: RNA polymerase II transcription regulatory region sequence-specific DNA binding; zinc ion binding; DNA-binding transcription factor activity, RNA polymerase II-specific. Gene Ontology annotation, cellular component: nucleus. Lineage: Eukaryota; Metazoa; Arthropoda; Insecta; Diptera; Culicidae. The transcript has 4 exons.